Molecule: messenger RNA, 1395 nt
Organism: Rhodotorula toruloides NP11
Lineage: Eukaryota; Fungi; Basidiomycota; Microbotryomycetes; Sporidiobolales; Sporidiobolaceae
Product: Glycosyl hydrolase, family 88
Exons: 6
Coding region: 1-1395 (464 amino acids)
Biological process (GO): carbohydrate metabolic process
Source: RefSeq, a predicted model, not a curated record
AUGCGACUCUUCCAGCUUGCGAUCCUCUUGCUGGCGACGUUUGGAGCGGCUUCACCGGUGGAGUUGCGGAAACGAGCGAGCCAGCCGACGGGGUUGUCGAGCGGCAGUGCGUUGCGCCAAGGACAGGUCGACGGCAUCGGGAAGUUGUUGAACCAGUCGGCGACCAAGAGCUGGGAAAUCGGCACCCACCUCGAAGCCGUCCUCGAGCUGAACUACCCCUCGCUCUCGCCCUUCUCGACCUCUUCCUCCUCUUUCGCCUCGCCCACGCCGUCCGUCUCUCCCUUUCCGACCGAAAUCAUCUCCCUCGUCGCGCCCGUCCUCUCCUCCCAACCGAGCGGCCAACUCCAACUCAUCCAAGACGGUUCCUCCGCCGACCCUGCGUCCGUCGGGCCUUUCGUCAUCCUCGCGAACUUGACGCUUAACAAGGGAGGAAACGUCGGAGGCAAGAACCAGCAGCAGCUUGAGGAGGUCGCGGCGGGCCAGUUGAAGGCGCUUUUGGAGCAGACGCCGAGGAGUAGCGAUGGGGCUAUCAGUCACAGGACGGGGGAUGCCGAGCUGUGGUCUGACUUUGUCUACAUGGCUCCUCCCUUCAUCGCCCUCUACGGCCUCGCAACACAAAACACCACCCUCCUCCAAACAGCCUACGACCAAUGCCGCCUCUACCGCUCUCACCUCCAAGACCCGCGCACGAAGUUGUGGCACCAUAUCGAGAACCCGAAUACGAGCGGGAUGAAGGAUCCGGGGUUGUGGGCGACUGGAAACGGUUGGGCUGCGGCGGGCAUGCUGAGGGUCCUUGCGACGAUUCAGAACUCGGGCAACGACUCCCUCGCCAACGAACUCAAGAGGCAGAGUCAGGAUCUGGCGGCGUGGGUCAAGGAGAUUGUUGAUGCCGCUUGGGGGAUGCCGCAGUCCAACGGCCUCCUGCACAACUACCUGAACGAGACGUCGACGUUCGCGGAUGCCUCCUCGACUGCCCUCGUCGCCGCCUCAACAUACCGUCUCGCGCAACUCACUUCCCGCUUCGACCCGCUUUCCUCCUCCGCUCCGUCCUCAUCGUCCCUCUCCUCCGCUGAAUCAGCCUACAAGACCCUCACUUCUUCCUCGCACCUCUCCUCCUCCGGCGUCCUCGCGCCCGUCGUGAACCCCUAUUCCUACGGCGAGCAGAUGUCCAACGUCAAGCAGGACGGGAGCGGGAAUGUCUCGCCUGAGGGAGAGGCGUUUGUCCUGCUCAUGGAGAGCGCGAGGAGGGAUUACCUUGCGAACGGAGGCAAGGUGUCGAGUUCGGGGUCGGGCGGUGGGUCGAACGGAGCAGGCUCGACGAAGGCGGCCGGGUCGAGAACGUCGAGGACUGUCGUGGCGCUUGUCGUCGCCGCGAGCCUGAUGAUGCUGGCUUGA